Molecule: messenger RNA, 978 nt
Organism: Trichoderma breve
Lineage: Eukaryota; Fungi; Ascomycota; Sordariomycetes; Hypocreales; Hypocreaceae
Exons: 2
Coding region: 1-978 (325 amino acids)
Source: RefSeq, a predicted model, not a curated record
AUGACAAGAGGCCGCUCCGUCCCAGCAACAGUACUAUCGACUGGAUCCAGCUCCAGCUUAAACGACACCACCAAGGCCAUAACCACAGCCAUAAUACCCUCGUCCUCAUCCAUCUCGCCCAUUCCCACAAAUGGCUCCCUCACCACCAGAAACGGCUCCAAGCUCCUCGCCCAAGCAGACGCCCUCGCACGCAUGACCAUCGAGUUCAACGUCCGCGCCGUGAGCGCCCAAACGGAGCGUCUGGAGAAGGGCCUCAACAAGCUCAUGAUGUCCACUAAAGAAGACAAGGCAUUCCGAGAAAGCCACGACGCGAGGCUGCAGAGCCUGUGUAAGGAGAUUCUCGUGGUGAAGCAGCGCAUGGAAGAGAUUCAGGGGCCGGAGUGGAAUGGCAGCGGCAAGGAUGGGCUGGAAGGAGUUAAGAAGGAGGUUGAUACGUCUAUUGAGUUAUUGAAGAAGGAAAUGGAGGAGCUCAAGGGUCUGGUUGGGGGUAUUUCGAGUACGUUGGAUAAACUCCCGACAGCGGCUGAAGCAGAGGCUUUGAUAAGGCGUACUCAAGCUUCGGUAUCAACAGGUGGUAGAGAGAUCCAAACUAGGUCAAAGGCUGCAAAAACACUCGCAGACUCUAAAACAGCAAGGAGCCAAGUCUCCAUCAAGCAGCGUAUUGACGAUGCCAUCGGCUCAACCCGUCGCUGGAACCGAGACCACAAAACAACCAAGCUCGGCGAUGCCACCUUCAUAGCCAACUACCUUCGACAGCAAUCCAAGCGCGACCCACCAAUGGCAGUCUACAUACAGAGAUCGAUCAAGCGUCAUGUCAGCCGCAGCGGUCGCCAAAAGGCAAAGGACCGUCCCAAGAACCUCGAGCAGUUUUGCCAGGAUUUGGUGUGGAAGGACGUCAUCGAGACGGCGGAGGAGGUGCUGGUGAGGAAUGUGGCGCGGACAGCAAAAGCUUUGGAGGAGCGGAUGGGCUUGUCAUGA